GAUUUUGUAACCAUUUUCCCAGUCAUAGAUUUCUGAUUGGGCAGUAGUGCAAUAACCUACUAAAGAAACAAUGGUUUUGCAGAUUGGAUCAGUAUGCUAUAGCAAAAUUUGCCGAAAGCUUUGAGAUGGUGCCUAAAACGCUAGCUGAAAAUGCUGGGCUUAAUGCAAUGGAGAUCAUAUCUUCUCUAUAUGCUGAACAUGCAUCAGGAAAUACCAAAGUUGGCCUCGACUUGGAGGAAGGCCGUUGCAAAGAUGUGUCAACUCUUAAUAUUUGGGACCUCCACAUAACUAAGUUCUUUGCUCUCAAGUAUGCUGCAGAUGCUGCCUGCACUGUUCUACGGGUAGAUCAGGUAACUAGUAACUACGUAUUUGUCAAUGGUUUUCCUAAUUUUGAAGUACCCAAAUUUGGCCUACGUGAUGAAGAUGAUGAAGUCCCAUAUGUAUCACAGAAUGUCAAUUUAGAGCUCACUUUGGGAAGGCCACAUUGGGAUUGA
Prunus avium (sweet cherry) is the source of this 494-nucleotide messenger RNA. Lineage: Eukaryota; Viridiplantae; Streptophyta; Magnoliopsida; Rosales; Rosaceae. The record is from RefSeq and is a predicted model, not a curated record.